Messenger RNA from Zychaea mexicana, 1360 nucleotides. RefSeq lists its product as uncharacterized. The record is from RefSeq and is a predicted model, not a curated record. The transcript has a single exon. Lineage: Eukaryota; Fungi; Mucoromycota; Mucoromycetes; Mucorales; Lichtheimiaceae. Bases 264 to 1223 code for a protein of 319 amino acids.
AGCAGCAGCAACAGCAACAACAGCAACAACAGCAGCAGCAGCAACUUGGUAAUGGAACAAGUCAUGGUGGCCUUGCUCCACCUUUACCGAGCGCGCAUCAUCCGCUACGGCACGCGCAGCAACCAGGCCAGCAUUCACAUUUGCAUCAUCCACAGCAUCUUGCGGUGAAUGGACAACAUCAGCAUCAACAUCAUCAACACAAGGGAUAUUAUUAUGGGCAGGGUCCGUCCACUUCGGUACCACAGACCAGCCAGGCACCGCGCAUGGGGAUGCUGCAUCCGGGCCAUACGCUUGCGCCAUUGUUGUCUCCACGUGCACCGUUACCAUCACAACGCGAACUGCCAUCGCAACGCAUGUCGCCACGCAACAAGCAAGAGUUUGCCAUCCCACCGAUCGUUCCUUCUCAGCAACACCCGCCACUCACUGCACAUCCAUCCACGUCUUCAUAUCAUCCUUACAUGGCGUCGCCCAUGUAUCAACGCAACAGUGCCAACAAUAGCAGCAGCAGCAGUAGCAACAACACCAGUAAUAGUAGUAAUCAUAAUAAUCACCAACAACAACAACAACAACAACAACCGGCUACUGCUGCAUUGCCUACAACCGCACGAGACGUCCCGCUCCCACCUCAGACGCCAACGACAAAUUCGUUUGGAUCAUUGCAACGACAGCAAUUUUUACAGCCCUUUGAGCAUUUGUUUGAAACGAUCGAAACGUCACGAACCUUAAAGUCGACUUUGGAUGAUCAAAUCCGACGCUCAUCGACACUGAUGCAGACGUUGCAAGCAUCUUCCACGACGAUUGAAGGUUUGGUGCGUAACCAGAUCAAGGAGGCGCAAAAGGAACUUAUGACGGAAAUGGAUGCGGCUUUUGAGAGUAUCUUGCAACGGAUUGAAAAGUUGGAACGUACGGCAGGAAAAAGACAACAUCGGGCGAUAGCAGCAGAAGAUAAAAGGGAUUACGACGAAGAAGACGAAGAAGAAGAAGAACCCGAGUUACCAUUACCACAUCAUCAUCGCCAAGGACAAAGUGAACAAGAAGAUGAAGAAGGAACAUCAGCGGGUGCGAUGGUACCACCGCCAGCGUCGAGCAAAAGUAACGGAUUCCUGCGGAGUCCUCCGACGAUUGUUCGAUCCCAGAAUGAUAUCGGACCGAAUGAAUACCACGGCUUAUUAAAUGCAUUACGAGAGCGAUUGGAUCGACUGGAGCGGCAGUUUGAUACGUGACAUGUUGAUGAUGCGGUUGUGUACACGUACCAGCAGUACCAGCAGCCGCAGCAGCAGCAGUAGUAGUAGUAGUAGUAAUAAUAAUAUGAACAGUAGCAGAGUAGCAGUAGGAUAAUAAUAGCAGCAACAGUAGUAAC